AUUAUUUUAGUUCAUUAAUCUGUGUUGAAAAAGUGUUUGGACUUCGUGUGUUUGGUAUUUUGGUUCUGUUCAUUUGGCGUUUCUGAGUUUUCGGAAUUUUAAAGCUAAACGCUCCUCUUAAAAUGGGAGAUUACGACGAUUUUGAAGACAACCAAUACCCCGACAACGACGAGUUUGUGCCGUAUGUAACCGGCAGUCACCUUACUCAAAGAAAUGGCGCGAAAGUGGUAAUGUGGGGUAAAGUCACAAAAGUUUCUGCAGGUGAUGGCUUCGUUGUGAAGACCGUGGAUGAUCAUGAGGUACAGAUAAGGUUAAAAAGGCCGUUAAAUGAGCCUCUAGAAGGUUGGUACGAGCUAUAUGGGGUUUCACAAGGGAAAAGUGUGCUCUGUGACGAGUAUGUACCAUUGUCUGAAGAGAUGACGAAGAACAUUGAUUUGGAAGGUCAUAAGGGCUUGGCGCGACUGUUAGCAGCCUUGGAUGACCCUUGGAAUCUUGGUGACGAGGCAACUGGAAUAGCUGGUGUGGCACCGAUGGAGUGAGCGUAGGGUCUUACACAAAAAGUUGUAUAUUUGUAAUUUAUUUUAAGUGAUAGCAAAUA
This is a messenger RNA of Hyposmocoma kahamanoa, 598 nucleotides long. RefSeq lists its product as uncharacterized. Gene Ontology annotation, biological process: DNA replication; base-excision repair; mismatch repair. The record is from RefSeq and is a predicted model, not a curated record. Lineage: Eukaryota; Metazoa; Arthropoda; Insecta; Lepidoptera; Cosmopterigidae. Bases 123 to 539 code for a protein of 138 amino acids. Gene Ontology annotation, molecular function: single-stranded DNA binding; damaged DNA binding. The transcript has a single exon. Gene Ontology annotation, cellular component: site of double-strand break; nucleus; DNA replication factor A complex.